This is a messenger RNA of Ailuropoda melanoleuca (giant panda), 579 nucleotides long. Its product is annotated as immunoglobulin superfamily member 22-like. NCBI's taxonomy places the organism in Eukaryota, Metazoa, Chordata, Mammalia, Carnivora, Ursidae. The record is from RefSeq and is a predicted model, not a curated record. The transcript is spliced from 3 exons. Bases 1 to 579 code for a protein of 192 amino acids.
AUGGGGACCUCUGGAAGUCUCCUCCUGAAGUCCUUCAUCGGCUCUUCUACCUGUUUCACGAGGCAGGGUAAUGAACCACUGAGGAUCCAGUACUCCCUAGGCAAGUAUGAUGUGAAGCAGAUGGGCACCAAGUACAUGCUGGUUAUUACCAACGUGAACACGAAUGAUGCAGGCAUCUACAGCCUGUCCGUGGGUGACAAGCGGAUGAGAGCAGAGCUCACAGUGCUGGAUGAGCCACUAAAGUUCUUGGGAGAGAUGAAGCCAAUGAAGGUGACAGAGCGCCAGACAGCUGUGUUUGAGAUCCGCCUCUCCAAGAAAGUGCCUAACUUUGUGUGGAAGUUCAACGGGAAGGAGCUGAAGAGGGAUGAAAAGUAUGAAAUCACGGUGUCUGAGGAUGGUCUGACCCACACGCUUAAGAUUAAGGAUGCCAGACUGUGUGACACCGGCGAGUUCUCUGCUGAGGUGGGGGACCUGGUACAGAAGGCCCAGCUCACUAUUGACCAAGAAGGAGACCAGCUCGCCGAUAGCCUGGGCACAGCUGCACCGCCCAAAGCCGUGGACACAGCAUUCAAGGGUUAG